AUGAGCGAAAAAAGUAAAUUUACAGGUAUUCUCCCCUCUUCGAGUGAGAAGUUGGACUAUAAUGACGAUACCUCGAUCUAUGAUUGUUAUCUAAAUGAACACACCACCGUUUUCCACGUCCACAUGCCUGAACUUGGUCCUUAUUACAUACCUGCAAUUCUCGGAAGUUGUGAAUCUUUAGGCAACUGGAAUAAAGAAAACCCCAAAGUAUUUCUUAGAAAUGUAGGUGAUUCAACUCUAUGGAUAUCCGAUCCGGUCUUAGUUCCAAAUUAUAUUGAAGUUAGAUAUAAAUACGCGAUUUUUAGUAUUUCACGAAGGUUUUUUCCCUUUGGUUUUAGGAGUACUACUAUAUUUGAAAAUUAUGAGGGCGUAGGGGAGCAGUCUAACCGUUUGUUGGAACUAAGAGAAAACCAUUACGAUAUUUGGAUAAAUAACAUUACAUUCAGAACUAAUCACGUUUUACUUGAGAAAGAAUACUCAUUUGUUCGGUGCAUAUACGAACGCAUUACCAGUGAAAAUUUGAAAGAUAAAAUAAUAGAAUAUCAGAGGAUCCAUGAAGAUUACUCCUCAUAUACAAGAUUGGCAACAAAUCUUGAAUUUAUUAAGGAUCGACUGAUCAAUAGUAAUAUAAAGGAAAGUCGUUACUUCUUAUUUCUACUUCUCGGCUAUUAUAUGAGUCAGGCACAUAAACAACAAUAUGACGGUAUAUGUUUGCCUCGACAUUUUCCUUCCGACAUGUUAUUUGAAGUGCUUGAUGAUUUAACCCUAAUCUCAGGAACAAAGCGCUAUGUAAUUUUAUCUAUAAAAGCCCUAACGGAGCAUAGUUCCAAGUAUGGUAGCUUAGAAUGGUUUAGAAUGUUUACAAUUGCACCAGAACAUGAUGAGGAAUACACUUUCUUGGAAGCCAUAGUAUAUUAUGAUUAUUCCGUGGACCCCGGUACUUUUCAAAAGUCCUUGUUAGAUCAUGUGCAACCGCACAUUUCUGAAAUAAAACAAAACGAUGAGUUAUUUCGUCGGGUUGCAAUGAAAUUGCUGGGGUUGUCAUAUGAUUUGAAAAGUCUAUUUUUUAUUUUGAAUGAUGUUAUAGGACUCGAUGAACGUCUAAAACUCAUGGUUGAAAAGAGAAUUAGAGAGUUGAUCGCACAUGAUAACCUUUUUCAGUUACGUAGACGCCUCCAAGAGUUUCACAACGAAAGCCGAUUUGACACAAAGAUUAUAUUUCUCGAAAGACUCGUGAAACUACUGCAAUGUCGGGACACACGGUGGGAAAAUUGUGAAAUCGUAUUUUUGAAUGACAUCCUUCGGGAACAAGAUCUUAAUUGGCCAAUCGAAGAUCUAAUAAAGAUACUCGAGUGUGUGGCGUUUUCGGAUCAACUAUCAUUGUUGCAGAAUUUUCUCAUAAUUUUGGAAUUUACAUUGGGUCAAGUUCAAGACUCUAAGUCACCACUCAUAAAUAAGGCCUUAGCUACUUCAUAUACGUGGCUUCCAAAACUAACAACACUUCUCACUUCGAAAGGCAACGACCCGUCGAUACUAGCAAAAAACAUUGCAUUUGUUACACUCGCAAAUUUUUCAUUUGUGUAUACAAUGGUUAAAGAUUGGUCACAUAUUUGUGAAGAAUUGAAGAAGAUUUUUGAACCUGAUGUUAUAAAGCACUAUGUCACAUUGGCGAAGGCUAGGUUAGAUCACGAUGUGUGGGACAUCAACAAUCACCUUUUGAGGGAAAUAAUGCUCAUCUGCGACUCCACAAGAUUGCUUCAUAUAAGAAAUAAGAUCUGCGAAGAAUUACUUUAUCACAUAUUUGAUUGCUUUCAAAAAAAUGCAUUCGAAAGAUUUUACACCGAGGAUACCUACAACCUCCAGAUUUCCAUACUGGAAUCUUCAUAUUUCUGGAAGACUAUUUUCCUCUCAUCGGGAAGUACGGAGAAACUUUACUCACAUCCGUUUGUCAAAAAAACAAGAGAUAUAUUAAUAAAUCUGGCAACAGAAAUUGCAGAAAACUCCUUAACUAUUGGAUUGCUGGAGGAUAUUCUUAGAAUUUACUCAAGGGACCAAAAGAAUUUUAUCGACCUCGUCAAUUCAGCUCUUGGAGAUCGCGUUGAACUCAUGAUAACGGAUAAUACAAUGAACAUACUUCUCCUAUAG
Acaulospora morrowiae is the source of this 2145-nucleotide messenger RNA. The record is from the annotation of a GenBank genome assembly. Lineage: Eukaryota; Fungi; Glomeromycota; Glomeromycetes; Diversisporales; Acaulosporaceae.